UAUAGCAUUUAGCGAGUGAGUUAAUAAUUAGACAUGGGUUCUAAGGCUUUGCUUGUGCUUGGUGUUGUAUUAGUGGCUUCUCUUCUUCUCAUCCCUUCAGAGGUGGCAACAGCUAGGGAGCUGGUUGCAAAUACUGAAGAGAAGAACGUGAAACAGGAGGGCCCUGCAGACCAGAAGCCUCCCGAAGAGAAGAAUGCGAAGCAAGACGACAGCAAAGGUCAAAAGAAGUUUGAUGGCUAUUAUGGAGGCUUUCCUGGCGGCGGCUUUCCUGGAGGCGGCUAUCCUGGCGGCGGCUUUCCUGGAGGCGGCUUUCCUGGAGGCGGCUUUCCCGGAGGAGCGAAUGCAGAAGAGAAGAACGCGAAGCAAGAGGACCCCGCAGACCAUAAGCCUCCCGGAGAGAAGAAUGUGAAGCAGGCAGGACUCAGAGACCAAAAGUAUUUUGGUGGUCCUUUCGGCGGUUACCCGGGAGGCGGCUAUCCCGGAGGCGGUUACAGUGGUGGAUAUCCUGGCGGAGGAUACUACGGUGGAUAUCCCGGCGGAGGAUACUACGGUGGAUAUCCCGGUGGAGGGUACUAUGGUCGAUAUCCCAAACGUGGAUACUACGGUGGCUAUCCUGGACGUGGUGGCUACGACAGAGGAUACGAUGGUGACCGUGGCGGCGAUGAUUACGACGGUGGCUAUUCCGGUGGGAGUGGUGGCAACUGAGAAUGCUGCGGUCGUGGGGCGACAGGUCUCUGAUGCUGAAUUUCAAACUGAGCUGCAUAACUAGGUGGAUCAUGUAGCUAGUCUUGUGCAGCUCCUACUAAAUAUUGUGGGUUAUGAAAAUAAGGUGUAAUAAUAUGAACCAACUACAUGGGAUUAUGAGUUUGUCAAAACCAACUCAAAUGUCAUUAGAACGGUAAAUAAACUGAGUUGGUGUGCUGUGUACUCGCAAUAAGCACAUUUUAUCUGUACCACCAGUCUACUUGGUUAAUUAAUUUUACUUUG
This is a messenger RNA of Ananas comosus (pineapple), 987 nucleotides long. Its product is annotated as glycine-rich cell wall structural protein-like. Lineage: Eukaryota; Viridiplantae; Streptophyta; Magnoliopsida; Poales; Bromeliaceae. The transcript has 4 exons. The record is from RefSeq and is a predicted model, not a curated record. The coding region runs from base 34 to 705 and encodes 223 amino acids.